Molecule: messenger RNA, 1244 nt
Organism: Triticum aestivum (bread wheat)
Lineage: Eukaryota; Viridiplantae; Streptophyta; Magnoliopsida; Poales; Poaceae
Product: probable rRNA-processing protein EBP2 homolog
Exons: 2
Coding region: 88-984 (298 amino acids)
Biological process (GO): ribosomal large subunit biogenesis; rRNA processing
Cellular component (GO): nucleolus; preribosome, large subunit precursor; nuclear periphery
Source: RefSeq, a predicted model, not a curated record
CGCCUCCUCCCCGACCCCGACCCCGACGCCCCCUUCUCCCCCUUCUCGUCCCCGCGUCUCUCCGGCGGCCAGCGACCCUCUCCGGCGAUGACGGUUCCCCGUAAGCAAGCGAAAAUGGUGGAGCUUGAAAAAGAAGAGGACCCCUUGGUCCACGACCAAGCCAUGCUGGAUAACGACGAUACUGACGAUGACUAUGUGGAAUCAGAGGAUGAUGAUUCAGAGGAGGAAUUGCAGGCUGAACCUUCAAAGAAGGCCGUGUACAACAAAGAGGGGCUCCUUGAGAAGCUCGAGGACAUCGCCUGGCCAGAGAAUGUGGACUGGAUGCACAAGCUCACUGUCGACCAUGACCAGGGGGAGAAGGUCGAUGUGAACGAUGAUCUUACCCGUGAGCUCGCUUUCUACACCCAGGCUUUGGAUGGCACGAGGCAGGCCUUCGAAAAGUUGCAGUCCAGGAAGGUCCGGUUCCUCAGGCCGGCAGAUUACUACGCGGAGAUGGUCAAGACUGAUACUCACAUGCACAAGAUCAAGGGGAAGCUCCUGUUUGAGAAGAAGAAGAUUGAGGAGGCUGAGGAGAGGAAGAAGGCGCGGGAGUCGAAGAAGAGAUCGAAGGAGGUGCAGGCAGAGAAGCUCAAGGAGAGGGCCAAGGAGAAGAAGGAGAGCAUUGAGUCGGUCAAGAAGUGGAGGAAGCAGAGGCAACAGGGGGGAUUUUCCAAGGGGAAGGAGGACGGGCCAAACCUCAACUUUGAAGUUGAAGGACUCAAGCAACACAAGAAGCAGAGGCCUGGCGUUUCUCCUGGUGACAGGUCUGGUGGUCUUGCUAAGCGAGGCAAACAAGGAAAGAACCAUAGGUCAAAGGAUUCCAAGUUUGGGCAUGGCGGCCGCAAAGGGAUGAAGAAGCAAAACACUGCUGAGACGACGAAUGACUUCAGAGGGUUUAACAACCAGAAGGGCGAGUCAGGAAACAAGAAGAGGAAGAUGUUUUGAUACGGUGUUGUAAGAGUCUGUCCCUGCUUCCUUGUGAUGCUAUUAUAUUCUUGUCUUUAUGUUAUUCCGCUGCAGUACUCUAUCACUAGAUGCAAAAGUUAGCUUGAGGUAUGGAAUUUGGGGAUGCAGCUCAAACACAAGACUUUUAUCUUUAGCUGUGCUAUUCUCCAUAAGAUGUGGUACCGUAUGCAUUUAACCUGUGAUUGCCCUUUUGGUCGUGGAAUGCAGUUGAAUCUUGCUAUAUAUGCAAUUAUGUUAAA